CGUUUCAAAUAACAUAAAACUAAAAAAAAAAUGUGUUACAAGUAGAAUAUAGCUCAAUACUUGGAAGAGUGCAACACAACAUCGAAAAGACAUUCACGGAUAUUCCGUCGAUUCGGUUGCCUGGCACCAGGGGCAGUGCCGUGGCCUUAUUUACCGUGCUAUCGAUCUUUCCACCCUUAUGUAACAUCAGCUGCUGUAAUCGUAUGGUCGGUUUAACGCGUGCCAUCGUCCCUCCGAUAAUGGCUAUGAUUCCGGGAAUCUACAAGCACCAUCGCUGCCGGAAUAACGUGUAUCCGAGCAGCGAUGUCCGCCGUUAUCCGGUGCCGGACGAGAGUGUCUUCUGGUCCCAACCGUAUCCGGACUAUCAACCGCCGCUGUACGAAGCGGCUGUCCUCAAGGACAAGGAGUGGGCCGAUCUGGAUGUCGACGAUCCCAACUUCGAGGUCAAAUGGAAUCAGCUGGAUGGCGGUGUGAACCGGGUGAGCUUCGUCGGAGCGUAUGAAAUUCGGGAUGGAUUUCCGAUGAACUUGUUCGGUCGGACCGGAUUGAGAGGCAGGGGAUUGCUGGGACGAUGGGGACCGAACCAUGCGGCUGAUCCGGUGGUGACCAAGUGGAAGGUCGAUGGCGAUGGGACGGUGGUGGUGAGUGAAGAUACGGGUAGAAGAGUGCUCCAGAUGUGUGCCAUCGAGAGGCAUGACUGCGGGGAAUGGGCCAUCCCCGGGGGGAUGGUGGACCCAGGGGAGAAGGUAAGUGCCACUUUGAAACGGGAAUUCAUGGAGGAAGCCAUGAGCACUAGCAGCGGCACGGAAGAUGUUGAACAAUUCUUCAGUGCCGGGAAGGAAAUCUACAAAGGCUACGUGGACGAUCCGAGGAACACGGACAACGCAUGGAUGGAAACGGUGGCGGUGAACUUCCACGACGAGGACGGGUCAGUCGUGGGAAGGUUCAAUCUGCAUGCCGGAGAUGAUGCGGCCAAGGUCAAGUGGAUGGACGUCGACUCGGGGGUAAAGUUGUACGCCAGCCAUGCCAACAUCGUGAAACGGGUCGUUGACGCGCUCGAUGCCCACUGGUAGGGAUUUUCGGAUGAAUACCGCGCGUUGAAUUAUUGAGUAAAAUAAUAACAUGUAUUACAGUUUGUUGUAAUUUGAUUU
Messenger RNA from Ochlerotatus camptorhynchus, 1151 nucleotides. RefSeq names its product ADP-ribose pyrophosphatase, mitochondrial. Bases 204 to 1073 code for a protein of 289 amino acids. Gene Ontology annotation, molecular function: ADP-ribose diphosphatase activity. The record is from RefSeq and is a predicted model, not a curated record. The transcript has 3 exons. NCBI's taxonomy places the organism in Eukaryota, Metazoa, Arthropoda, Insecta, Diptera, Culicidae.